AAGGGCUGGUAGCUGUAGAUCUUGUUUGGGGAAUGUAGUGGAAACUGGAAAGGAUGAAAUGAAAAAUGGGCAGUCUUUGAAAUCUCCGCUGUGUUCAACACACAAACUAUCCCUUUCGCGUCGUUCACUCCGACCGUCCUCUCUACUCUCUCCCUCUUUCCCUCUCGGAAAAUGGCUACCAUCUCCAACACUCUCUUCUCUCCUCUCACUUCUCCUUCCCCUCUAUCUCCUCGUCGACCCUCUACAUUCACCGUUUCUCUCUCUGCCCCUCGCUUUCUUUCUCUUCAAUCCAAUCCUCGAUCCACCUUCAUCGCUUGCGCUUCUCUCGACGCUGGUAAAGGAGACGUUCCCGUCGAAAAGACAUAUUCAGCAUUCCCUACGGUGAUGGAUAUUAAUCAAAUACGGGAAAUUUUACCGCACAGGUUUCCGUUUCUUUUAGUGGAUAGAGUGAUUGAAUACAACCCAGGGAUCUCAGCAGUAGCAAUUAAGAAUGUGACUAUAAACGAUAACUUCUUUCCUGGGCACUUCCCUGAGAGGCCAAUUAUGCCUGGUGUGCUCAUGGUUGAGGCAAUGGCUCAGGUUGGGGGCUUGGUUAUGCUUCAACCUGAAGUUGGAGGCUCUCGUGAGAAUUUCUUCUUUGCAGGAAUCGACAAAGUGAGGUUCCGGAAACCAGUCAUUGCAGGAGACACUUUGGUUAUGCGAAUGACUCUGGUUAAGCAUCAAAAACGUUUUGGAAUUGCAAAAAUGGAAGGGAAGGCAUAUGUAGGAGGUGAGGUGGUAUGUGAGGGCGAGUUCUUGAUGGCUACAGGGAGCGAAUGAAGCCCCUGCUCAGUCGGGUACUUUUCUAACCAUGUUCCCCUUUUUCCCCGGCUAAAAUCAUAAGAACCUCCAUGUUGUUUCUUCCUUCAUUUUGCUUUUCCUACUUUGAUAAUGCACUUCUGUAGCCUUCUAAAUUUUGGGGUUACUAGGAUAUGGUUGUCAUGUGUGGAUUUCUUGCGGAGUAAAUGAUAUGACUAAACUUUCACCACUUGAA
Molecule: messenger RNA, 1033 nt
Organism: Vitis riparia (riverbank grape)
Lineage: Eukaryota; Viridiplantae; Streptophyta; Magnoliopsida; Vitales; Vitaceae
Product: 3-hydroxyacyl-[acyl-carrier-protein] dehydratase FabZ-like
Exons: 4
Coding region: 172-819 (215 amino acids)
Biological process (GO): fatty acid biosynthetic process
Molecular function (GO): hydro-lyase activity
Source: RefSeq, a predicted model, not a curated record